Messenger RNA from Drosophila takahashii, 965 nucleotides. It is a transcript of the gene Gar1, whose product is annotated as Gar1 ribonucleoprotein. Gene Ontology annotation, biological process: ribosome biogenesis; snoRNA guided rRNA pseudouridine synthesis. Lineage: Eukaryota; Metazoa; Arthropoda; Insecta; Diptera; Drosophilidae. Gene Ontology annotation, molecular function: box H/ACA snoRNA binding. The record is from RefSeq and is a predicted model, not a curated record. Gene Ontology annotation, cellular component: box H/ACA snoRNP complex.
CGUCUCUAAAUAUUUUGGUUGAUCGAAACGGCGCACGUGUUCUUGAGUUCAAUAUUUAUAAAUUAAUAUUUGAAAAUGGGAUUUGGUAAUCGUGGCGGCGGUGGCGGAGGCGGAAGAGGAUUUGGAGGCGGCGGUGGAGGACGAGGAGGCGGCGGCGGACGAGGUGGUGGCGGCCGAGGAGGUGGAGGCGGCUUCAGAUCCAACGGCGGCGGUGGAGGAUUCGGAAGAGGAGGCGGCGGCGGACGUGGAGGCGGCCGUGGAGCCUUCAAUGAUGGACCCCCAGAGAGAGUUAUCCCAUUGGGUGACUUCUCCUACGCGUGCCAAAAUGACCUCGUGUGCAAAGUUGGAAUCCAGGAUGUCCCAUACUUCAACGCGCCCAUAUUCCUCGAGAACAAGGAACAAGUGGGCAAAAUUGACGAGAUCUUUGGAACCGUUCGGGAUUACAGCGUGUCCAUCAAACUGUCGGACAACGUGUAUGCAAACAGUUUCAAACCCAACCAGACACUGUACAUCGACCCCGGAAAGCUGUUACCAAUCGCCAGAUUUCUGCCCAAACCCCCGCAGCCGAAAGGAGCGAAGAAAGCCUUUACGCGCGGAGGAGGCGGCGGUGGCGGUGGAGGAUUCGGUCGCGGUGGUGGCGGUCGUGGAGGAGGUGGUCGAGGAGGCGGCGGCGGACGAGGAGGUGGAGGCGGCGGAUUCAGGGGCGGAAACCGCGGAGGUGGAGGCGGUGGCGGCGGCGGAGGAUUCGGCCGAGGAAGGGGAGGAGGUGGUGGCGGCGGCGGUCGCGGUCGAUGGUAGUUUUCAGUAUCUGACCCGCACAAAAACAUUUAAAGAAGUGUACAAUCCAAUUUGUGUACAUGUCCAACUAGUUUGUAAGCACAGGAUCAUUUGGGUAUUAUUCGCUGACCUACCAAUCGAAUAUUUUACCUUGAAUGCUACUAAAAUAAAUUUCCUAAAAAUGUAAA